Molecule: messenger RNA, 1664 nt
Organism: Sinocyclocheilus anshuiensis
Lineage: Eukaryota; Metazoa; Chordata; Actinopteri; Cypriniformes; Cyprinidae
Gene: bambib
Product: BMP and activin membrane-bound inhibitor homolog (Xenopus laevis) b
Exons: 3
Coding region: 346-1119 (257 amino acids)
Biological process (GO): positive regulation of canonical Wnt signaling pathway; negative regulation of transforming growth factor beta receptor signaling pathway; transforming growth factor beta receptor signaling pathway
Molecular function (GO): frizzled binding
Source: RefSeq, a predicted model, not a curated record
UUUAAGAGCACUCAAGCGGACUAUAUACAGGAUAUUCUCCUUUUGAAUAGUUGCGAAGGCUGUGAAUCUCGCGUUCGAAUUAAAACAAAAAUGGAUUAUGUCUAACAUGGGUUUUUAAAUUGUAUUCUAACAACUCCACGUCGGCUUUUCUGCGCACAGCUGAUUUGAUCUGGAAGUCUUGAAGAGCAGCGAGGACUAAACCACGAUGUGAUCAUUUCUAUCCAAAAAUGUUACGAAAAGUUAACGAAGCAAGUUGGAACACAUCGUGAACACUAAUACAGUGUUUCUGGCUAUAAAGUCCGUAUCGAUGCGAAUCUGAAAAGGCAAAGAAAGUGCUUUUGUCCAAUGCAGCGGAACAGCAGUCUCGUUUCCAUUUGGCUUCAGCUCGAGCUGUGCGCGAUGGCUGUUCUCCUCACUAAAGGAGAAAUACGGUGCUACUGCGAUGCCCCCCACUGUGUGGCCACUGGUUACAUGUGCAAAUCGGAGCUGAAUGCCUGCUUCACCCGCACCUUAGACCCUCAAAGUGCCAAGUCUCCUUUAUCUCAUGGAUGUUACGACCCUCUGUUGAACUCUGGAAAAUCUUGCCACCCAGAGUCAACCUAUGACACCAUUCAUGGAUCUGCCACACUUCAGUGUUGCCAUGAGGAUAUGUGCAAUUACAGAGGCCUGCAAGAUGUCACAUACAGAGGAAGUGAAAUUCAUGACAAACGGCGACAUCAAACCGAAGGUAGCCAUCACGUGAUUGCACGACUACAGGAAAUUCCUUUCUCCAAGGAGGUAUGGUUCCGCGCUGCGGUCAUCACUGUACCCAUUGCCGGCGGCCUCAUCUUGGUCCUCCUCAUCAUGCUGGCCCUGCGUAUGCUGCGCAGUGAAAACCGCAGACUACGACAACAACGGAGAGAAAUGUUGUCUCGCCUUCAUUACAGCUUUCAUGGCCAACACCUCACCAAGGGUCAUGUGGCCAAACUGGACUUAGAGUGUAUGGUUCCAGUAGGAGGCCAUGAGAACUGCUGCCUGACCUGCGACAAGAUUCAGCAGUCCGACCUUACCAGCCAAAGACUUCUUUCAUUGGUCAGCUGGGGAAAGCACAGUGGCCAAGGCAAGCUAGAGUUUGUGUGAUGGCUUAAGAAUUUGCUUUCCUCCGUGGGACUUGUGUUUUAUUUCAACCCUUCUAAAGGAGGUACUGCAAACAAGAACUCAAAAGAGAACACUUGAAAGCUCUAACCAUAUGGUUGUUGCUCUAGAAGCACUUUACUUGAAUUAGAGACUUAAGGAGAAGACUGCUUGUAUUAUAGGCUGCGACGAGGAGCGGCUUCGUGCUGGUAUUCUUUAUCACCGAAGGAUUCCAAAAAAAUGUAUUUUGGUUUUAUCAUGUGCACUUUUUGUAUAAAGAAUUUAUGGUUUAUUUGCUUUAAUAGUGGAGAAAAACCAGUGUGUCAACACUUGUAAAAAAAAUGGUAGGGGUACAAUAUCUUGUCACUGGGGCAGUGCCCUCAAAGGGACAUCUUUGUACCUUGUUUACCCCUAAUAGUCAAAGGUACCUUAAGGGUGUAUGCUAUUAUUCUAAGGUAUUAAUAUACACUUUUUAGGGGUAGAUAAGGUCUUGGUGACAUGCUGUUUUAUCAGUAAGGUACAGUUUUUGCUUUUUUUUUCACAGUGAAUGA